GGAGCCAUGCCUCCGCAGCAGAGGAUAUCAGACACGCGGCUGGGCGAGCUUGUCCUGCGCCUGCUGCCCGAGCCGCUCUACUACUCGGCUGCCUUCCUCUACCCGGUGGCCUCGGCACUGGCAGGGCUGGGCGCGGUGUGGGCGCCUGCUGCUGUGCAGUUUAUCGCGUCACUGCCGUUGGUGAAGGCAGCGGGUCCUCUCAGCCCCUUGCUGCAUCACCUGGCUUCUACACAGCCUGGCGCCACGUUGCUGUCGGUGCUCGUCUCGCUGCUGACCGCCUACCUUGCCUUCAUUGUGAUGCCGCUGGGCGAUGCGCUGCUGGGGCGGGACCUACGGAAUCCAGAGGAGGAGGCGGUGGCAGGCACGCAGGAUGCCUUGUUCAAAGCUGUGUUGUAUGCAUACACAGCGGUCCAUCUCACAGUUCUCUGCGGCCUCUGCCACCUGCUCAGUACAACGCCCAUCCACCCGCUGGCCUUCCUGGGCACCACGAUCAGCGCAGGCGUGUCGGGCGGCAUUCUCUUCACCACUGCCCAUGAGCUUCUGCAUGGCACUCAUUGGAAGGACAAGCUGGGCGCAAAUCUGCUGCUAGCGGCUGUCGGGUACAUGCAUUGGACGCAGAGCCAUUUGGAUCACCACAAGAAGGUUGCCACCCCCGAGGACCCGGCCUCUGCAAGGCGGGGGGAGAACCUCUAUGCCUUUGUCUGCCGCAGUGUCUGGGGCAAUUUGGUUGAUGGUUACGGAGCAGAGCUGCGCCGGCUCAAGCGCAAGGGCAUCUCGCUGCUGAGCCCGCAGAACAGGAUGGUGGCCUGGAUUCUGUGCCCCAUGGCGCUGAUGGCCGCCGUGUUCCUGGCAUAUGGCUGGAAGGGCCUGGCCUUUGCUGUGGGGCAGGCGGCAGUUAGCGUCGUCAUGCUGGAGACUGUCAACUACAUCGAGCAUUACGGCUUGCAGCGCCAGAAGCUGCCGAAUGGCAGAUACGAGAAGGUGGGGCUGCAGCACUCCUGGAACGCGUCCUGGAUGGCGACCAGCGCUUUCUCUUUCAGGCUGCAGCGGCACGCCCAUCACCACCUUCACGCUGCAGCGCCGUAUCAGCUGCUGCGCGACCUGCCAGAUGCCCCACAGCUUCCCAUGUCCUACCCUGGGGCCAUGCUCUUGGCCGCUUGCCCCCCGCUGCACUUUGCAAUCAUGGAUGCCAGGCUGGAUGCAUACCAACAGAACAAACUGCAAGAGGCGGAAACCGCGCCCGCAGGUGAGGGUGACUGCGCCCCGCUCGUUCAACACGACCGCAAACCCUGAUGUCAACACGAAAAAAUGAGUGGCCUGUUUAUAACUCAACCUCCCUCAAACUCAACCUCCCUUAAUGAAUAGCUUUUCAUCAAACCCUGAUUGUGUGACAGUAAUUUCGCCAGUGUCCGCCCCUUUGAUUCAUCUUCCCUUACCAGCAGCAUGCUGAUGCUGAGUCACGUUGUUUCACAUCUCCUCUGGGCUAUGUAUAUUUAAUCACCGCCCCAUGAACCCAACCCGAUGCAUGGCCGUGUACCUUCCUAACCCGAUUUGGUUCGGUUGUAACAAAUUGUGUAACAUGUCAGAAGCAAA
Molecule: messenger RNA, 1593 nt
Organism: Chlorella variabilis
Lineage: Eukaryota; Viridiplantae; Chlorophyta; Trebouxiophyceae; Chlorellales; Chlorellaceae
Exons: 10
Coding region: 7-1293 (428 amino acids)
Biological process (GO): lipid metabolic process
Molecular function (GO): oxidoreductase activity
Source: RefSeq, a predicted model, not a curated record